GUUAUUAUGUAAAAAGAACAAAUUUACUCAACAAACACUUGAAUUGAAUUACAGUAUGAAGUUUCUUUCGGUUAAUAUCUUAAUAAUUUUUACUGUUUUGUGUGUAUGUGAUGGAAGAAGGACACGAAGGUGGUGGCUAGGACGAUGGGGUGGUCCACCGAGGAUACCAAUUUGUCAUGCAUAUCCAAUUCAUAGAACAACCACGUCAAUGUAUUGGAAUUGCUGUUAUCUUUCGAUAACUGAACCAGCUGAUGAAAACGAGCUUACAUUAGUUCUAGAUUUCAACCAACCUAUUGUAGAACUUGGCGUGCCAGGUUUUAUCACCAAAAGGUCAGUUUGCAGUGAGAAGUUCUUUUUAUCCAAUACGAGACCACUACAUGCUGGUUAUAUUGAAAUUCCGUAUAAAGCAGAGUACUAUGAGAAUGAACACCAUCCAAUUGACGGAAACUGUAGCUAUAAAUACAGCUGGAGUCAUCAACCGUCAACCAUUUCACCAACAUCGGGAGAACGAAAAGAUGGAGAGAUAAGCACAGCACAAGUUCAGACAACAACGAAUAUUCAAACAACACAAUACAGAUCAACAGCUACCGAAACUGAAACAUCAACAGAAUAUAACCGACUUACAGUAGCCACAAUACCUUCUUUAACUAUGACAACAACUACAACAUUACCAUCAACAACAACGACAAUCGUGCCUCCAACAACAACAACAACCGUUCCCCCAAUAACAAAGACAACCGUUCUCCAAACAACAACGACAACCGUUCUCCCAACAACGACAACCGUUCCCCCAACAACAACGACAACCGUUCCCCCAACAACAACGACAACCGUUCCCCCAACAACAACGACAACCGUACCCCCAACGACAACUACAACUGUACCCCCAACAACUACAACUGUAACCCCAACGACAACCAAUGGAAAACCACCACCACCGAAUUAAACUUGUAUUUUGAUCAAUAAAUUUAGGCUGAUUUGCCUAUAUAGUUAAACAUUACAAACUUUAUACAUAUAUUAGUGUAGUAAAAGACUAACAAACUCGUUUAAACUCUGCUGUUUUCUGAAAAAAUUUAGUAAAUUUAGUGUUUAUUAUAUUUAUUUUACAUAGUAGUGGAUUUUUCUUUAACUUAAAUUGUUUCAGUAAUUAAAAUAUACUUGUGACGUU
Messenger RNA from Mytilus californianus (California mussel), 1168 nucleotides. RefSeq names its product mucin-2-like. The transcript is spliced from 2 exons. The coding region runs from base 56 to 946 and encodes 296 amino acids. The record is from RefSeq and is a predicted model, not a curated record. NCBI's taxonomy places the organism in Eukaryota, Metazoa, Mollusca, Bivalvia, Mytilida, Mytilidae.